AUUGUUUACAUACAUUUGGAGUUGUACCAAUUACGUACGUUUCCAUCGAUUAAAGUGUAGGUUAUAUUACUAAGAUGAGCGAGAAACAGAAGGUGUUACUUUGUGGAGACGUAGAUGGCCAUUUUAAAUUUUUAUUCAAUAAAGUUGAAGCUAUCAAUAAAAAGAGUGGUCCGUUUGAUUUUUUGUUAUGCGUUGGAAACUUUUUUGGUGACAGUAAUACAGAACUCGAAGCCUAUAAAAAUGGCGCAAAAAACAUACCAGUUCCAACGUACAUUAUUGGCGCGAACAGGGAUUCUAAUUUAAAAAAUUAUCCGGACGAAGAUGGUUGCGAAAUAUGUCAAAAUCUUACUUAUCUUGGAAAACGUGGCAUAUAUACUGCUAGUUCAGGCUUGAAAAUAGCAUAUCUUAGUGGUACAGAAGCUAAUUCAUCUGAAUUAAAACCUACCUGUUUCAAUGAAGGUGAUGUUGUAUCAAUUAAGAAUUCCUGCUUAAGAGGCCAACCUAGUUUUCGUGGCAUUGAUAUACUGUUAACUUCUCCAUGGCCAGCGGGAGUUACAAAUUUAGAUCCAAGUAAACCAAAUUUUACAUAUCAGGGCUGUAAAUUGAUUGCAUGGUUAGCUACUCAAAUAAAGCCAAGGUACCAUGUAUCAGCAUUAGAAGGAAUUCACUAUGAAAGACCACCAUAUAGAAAUCAAAGUCAGCAUGAUAGUAACAUUGAAAUUGCAACAAGAUUUAUAGCACUUGCACCUGUAAUGAAUACUCAGAAGAAAAAAUGGCUCUACGCAUUAAAUUUGACCCCUGUUGAUAGAACACGUUUGUCUGACUUAGUCAUGAGGACUACAGAUGAAACAGAUAGUCCUUAUCCCAAGUCUAUGUUAUCAAAUCAACCUUCAGCACAAAAGGAAGAACCAAAAUGUGCACAGUUCUUUUAUGACAUGGAGUCCAAAGAUACCACAAAGAGGUCGAAGUAUUCAGAGGGACGUAAUAAAAAACCAAAGCCAGAAUUUGAUCAAGCAAAGUGCUGGUUUUGCUUAUCAAGUCCUGAAGUUUCUAAACAUUUAGUAAUAUCAGUUGGGUCAGAGAAUUAUGUUGCCCUUGCUCGAGGUGGAUUAGUAGAAGAACACUUCUUAAUUCUACCAAUAACGCAUCACCAAAGCCUUUCUAUUCUACCAAAAGAGGUGAAAGAAGAAAUGGAUUUAUAUAAAAAUGCUAUCACAAAAUACUACGCUACUGUAGAUAAAGUACCUGUGUUCUUUGAACGAAAUUAUAAAACAUCUCAUUGUCAGUUGCAAGUUAUACCUGUUCAUAAAAAUUUGGCACCUGCUUUGAAAGAAACAUUUGAGGAAAUGGCAGAAUGUAAUAAUUUCAAAAUGACUGAACUGCCCCCGCAUACAGAUCUGCAGCAAAUUGCUAAACCAGGUGUUCUGUACUUUUAUGUAGAAUUGCCAACUGAAGAAAAGUUGUAUUACAGAAUCAAAAAGGACUUUCCACUUCAAUUUGGAAGAGAAGUAUUAGCAGCCGAUACAAUACUGGAUAUCAGAGACAGGAUUGACUGGAAAGAUUGCCAAAUGUCUAUAGAAGAGGAAAUUGAAUUAGCAAAUAGGAUUAGAAAAGAGUUUGAAGCAUUUGAUUUAGAUACAUGA
Molecule: messenger RNA, 1643 nt
Organism: Dufourea novaeangliae
Lineage: Eukaryota; Metazoa; Arthropoda; Insecta; Hymenoptera; Halictidae
Product: CWF19-like protein 1
Exons: 3
Coding region: 75-1643 (522 amino acids)
Biological process (GO): mRNA splicing, via spliceosome
Cellular component (GO): post-mRNA release spliceosomal complex
Molecular function (GO): RNA lariat debranching enzyme activator activity
Source: RefSeq, a predicted model, not a curated record